Cuscuta campestris is the source of this 2419-nucleotide messenger RNA. Lineage: Eukaryota; Viridiplantae; Streptophyta; Magnoliopsida; Solanales; Convolvulaceae. The record is from the annotation of a GenBank genome assembly.
ACCAGGCUGUUUCAGUUAGGCGGUUCGUCUUCUUCUUCUCGAGUCAUUUCCCCUGCUCCAUCAUCAUCCACCCUUUUUCCUACCUGCAACUUCAUCCAUGUUAUCUUUACCCAUUCAGUGCUGCUCUGUUCACGCUCCAUUACUCAGCCUCUUCUUCUCCCUGACCCCAAGGCACCACUCACCUUCCCACCUUCGUCUUCCUUGCACCAACAUAUCUGUGCGCGGCGCCCGUACUGGCGUCUCACUGUUGCUGGAAAAUGAAGAGACUCCCAAGCACCAGCUGCGAACGCUCUUUCCCGGCGGCUUCAAGCGCCCGGAAAUCAAAGUUCCCAAUCUCGUGCUCCAGCUUAACGCCCGAGAUGUUCUCUACGAUGAAACCGCUCUUGAUAAGAUAGACAAUGAGGUAUCAUCUCGGGUCGGCAUAGUUUUGCUCAGUGGAUGUGGGAUGACCGACGGGAGAUUGUACGAGGCUGCUUGCUUGUUGAAGUCAGUCAUCCGGGAAAGAGCCUACUUAUUGGUUGAUGAACGCGUUGAUAUUGCAGCGGCAGUUAAUGCCAGUGGAGUUUUGCUCUCAGAUCAAGGUCUCCCUACCAUUGUGGCUAGGAAUACAAUGCUGGAUGCAAAAUCCAAGUCAGUAGUUCUCCCUUUGGUCGCAAGACUUGUACAAACACCAAAGGCUGCACUUCAAGCAUCGGAUUCUGAAGGGGCUGACUUUAUUAUAUAUAAUGUUGGAGAUAAUAAUAGAUCAGAUGAGGUGGUCAGUUCUGUCUUCGAGACAUUGAAAGUGCCAGUUUUUGUCAUGCUUGAUUCACUUGGAGAAGGGAAGCUAUUCAAUGAAGUUUCAUAUUUCCUUCAAUUAGGAGCUAGUGGUUUGGUUAUAUCUAUGAACGAAUUGAAUCUUAUGAGGAAUGAAGAUUUUAGCCAACUGUUUUGUGGUGCUCAUGCAUUGGAGGAAAGCUACGUGUCUCAAAAGUUUUGUUCUGUUAAUGGAUAUCAGGGAAAGAAAGUGGUGGCCGGCUUCACCAGGUUGCAUGAGAGAGAACAACAGCUUAUUGAAGCCGAGAAGCUUAUCUUGCAUGAAACAAUAAAUGCCAUAAAAACAGCUACUCCGCUGAUGGAAGAGGUCUCACUGCUCUUUGAUGCUGUCUCUCAGCUUGAUGAUCCAUUUUUACUGGUUAUAGUGGGAGAGUUCAACUCUGGAAAAUCAACUUUUAUCAAUGCUCUUCUUGGAGAAAGGUACCUGAAAGAGGGUGUUGUUCCUACAACCAAUGAGAUCACUUCAUUACGCUAUUGCGAGUCAAAUAAUUUACAACAAUGUGAAAGGAAUCCAGAUGGUCAAUAUGUAUGCUAUCUACCUGUACCUAUUCUAAAAGAGAUGAUUAUUGUUGAUACUCCUGGAACUAACGUGAUACUUCAACGACAACAAAGGCUGACUGAGGAAUUCGUCCCUCGUUCAGAUUUGCUUCUUUUUGUUAUGUCUGCUGAUCGACCAUUAACUGAAAGUGAGGUCAAUUUUCUUCGUUACACUCAGCAGUGGAAGAAAAGUAUCAUUUUUGUGCUGAAUAAAUCUGACAUUUACUUGAAUGCGGGUGAGCAAGAUGAAGCUGUCACUUUUAUAAAAGAAAAUAUAAAGAAGGUGCUGAGUACUGAACAUGUGAUCCUGUACCCUGUAUCUUCACGGUGCGCUCUUGAAACUAAGCUUUCAGCUUCUUCUGACAUUCUGAAAGAUAUUAAUGGCCAAUCCUUGGAUGAGUCUCUCUUGAAAUCUGCAAGUUUCUUUGAACUUGAGAGGUACUUGUAUAGCUUUCUGGAUGCCUCAACAAGUACAGGAAUUCAACGAAUGAGACUUAAGCUUGAGACACCGGUUAUCAUUGCAGAGCAGCUGCUUUCAUCCUGCCAAACUUUUGUGAGUGAAGAGUGUGAGAUAGCAAAAAAUGAUUUAUUGUCUGUGAAUGAUCUUAUUGAUGGUGUAAAACACUGGAACAAGAAAAUGGAAAAUGAAAGCUUAUCCUGGAAGACGCAAAUUCUCUCUGUGAUUGACACUACACAGGCACGUAUAGUCCAGCUUUUAGAUAAUACUCUACGGCUUUCGAACCUUGAUCUCGUCACUGGAUAUGUAUUUAGAGGAGAAAAAACUACUCAAAUGCCAGCUACAUUAAUUGUCAAAAAUGACAUAAUUGGUCCAGCAGCUUUUGAAGCAGAAGGGAUGCCAAUGGGUCAAGUGGAAUUGAAAUGAAUAUAUGGAACGGAAUCGGGCCAACUGCCCUAUCUUAUGUUCCCGGGCGUAGCUACUUUUCACAGGGGAAUCAGCUGUGGAGUUGGCGCUGUAUUCUCCGGCAUGGUGGCCUGCAAACAGUAACAUUGGAGGGGAAUGCCAUUGGCAGAAGGAGAACGGAAAGGAUAAAGUGCUUUGGAAGGG